This is a messenger RNA of Acinonyx jubatus (cheetah), 900 nucleotides long. Its product is annotated as putative protein TPRXL. The transcript has a single exon. The coding region runs from base 1 to 900 and encodes 299 amino acids. The record is from RefSeq and is a predicted model, not a curated record. NCBI's taxonomy places the organism in Eukaryota, Metazoa, Chordata, Mammalia, Carnivora, Felidae.
AUGGCACGCUCUUCAGUCACUUCUGCUUCAGAGACAACAGCGUCUUCUCAAAGCCACAGGACACAGACCAAGGACAGCACCAGAGAAUCUCAAAGCAGCACGAGAUUGGCAGUGAUCACAACAACGCCUUCAUCCUCCCUAAAUGGACACACCCUUACAGAGAGCACCUCACAGGAGACAUCCACCUCUGGGGAAGCAAGGACUUCAUCUCCUUCCAGCAUCAGCCACAAACCUUCCACAGUGUCAGAAAUGCCCAUGUCAACAAUCUCCACAGAAGACACUUCAGCCUCUUCCAGUACAAGCAACAGACAUCAAAUGACAUCAGAGUUCCGCCAGUCACCAAUCUCCACAGACACCACUGUGGGAAACACACAACACACAUCAUACCCUGAAACACCAAAUUAUACUGUAGUCACCUCAAUACUCUCAAGGACAACUGGAGUAGAGGAACAGUCCACGGCACCCACUUCCAUCACUUCUGCUUCAGAGACAACAGCGUCUUCUCAACGCCACGGGACUCAGACCAUGGACACCAUCAGGGAAUCUCAAACCAGCACUAUCUCAGCAGUGAUCACAUCAACUCCUUCAUCAUCCCUAAGCGGACACACCCUUACAGAGGGCAUCUCACAGGAGACUUCCACUUCUGGGGAAGCACGCACUUCAUCUCCUUCUAGUGUCAGCCACAAGCCUUCCACGGUGUCAGAAAUGCCCACGUCAACGUCCUCCACAGAUGACGCUUCAGCCUCCUCCCCUGCAAGCAACUCACAUGCAGGGACAUCAGAGGUUUCCAUACCACCAGUAUCAACAGACACCACUGGAGGAAACACAAAACACACAUCGCACUCUGAAGCAGCAAGUUUUGCCCAGUCACCUCAACACUCUCAAUGUCAACUGGACUAA